UCCAAGUUGAAGCAGCAACAGCAGCCGAGAGAAGGACAGAGCGCAAAAAGACAGAGGGAGAGAGAGGAGACGCAGCCAUGAUGGGCACACCUCUCCAGAGGAACGCCCCGGCAUACGAGAUGGCUGAAGCUGAACUUCAUAAGGAAAGGCUCCAAGCCCUUGCGGAAAAACGGAAAAGACAAGCUGAGAUCGUGGACAAAAGACGACAGCUCGAUGAACUUGUUAUGCAACUUCAACAUUUCAAGUCUAAAUCUAUGAGGGAGAGAUGGCUUCUACAGGGGACACCAGCAGUACCACAAGAGGAAGACGAAUGCCGCAGGAAACAAGUCGAGCAAGAUGAACUUCACGUCAAAAAACUAGAAGAUUGCAUUCAGAGAUUAGAAUCAGAAAUCUGUCUUUUGGAGAAUGAAGAAUCCCAGAUUUCAGCUAAAGAGCAGGUUCUCCGAGAGAGACUGCGGGAAACAGAGAGAUCUAUUGAAGAUCUACAGAAGAGUCUUCAGAAUCCAGAUGGAGAUACAGUGAAUUACAACUGCUCCCAGAUCCCAGACCUCCCAGAAUUCAACUCCCAAACUCCUGUCUCAGCUUCAGGGGAUCAACAACACCCAAGAAAAUCUGCAUUAUACGCCAUGGAGAUCAACGUCGAAAAGGACAGGAAAACUGGUACCACCAAGAUCCUCUCUGCCUCAGCAGUCAGCCCACAAGAAGCCCACCAGCGGGGGGUCAAAGUCUACGAUGACGGUCGAAAAGUAAUCUACGAGGUGCGUUCUGGGGGAUCUACUAUGAUGGAGAAUGGAAUGCACGCCUGGAGUUCCAGUGAAGUGGACAAACUAAUUCAACAAGCUGGCCAGACACACCAGCAAGGUGAUGGUGCCAGGAUAACUUUAACACCAGCUGAGCCACAAACAAUGGGAGGAGAGUUGAUUUCUAAGGAGCAGAUGGUGCACAAUAAGGCCAAGCAAGACAAGAAACAAAUCUCCAGUAGAGCCCCGCAAAGUUAUGAAAGUAAAUUCACAGAGAAUCCACAGGCAUCAGCUGAGAAACCAGUGACCAUGAUCUUCAUGGGCUAUCACAGCAUAGAAGACGAGGAGGAGACGAAGAAGCUCCUUGGCUUUGAUGGCACCAUCAAGGCCGAGAUUGUCCUUAUUGACGAGGAUGACGAAAAAUCUCUUCGAGAGAAGACUGUCACUGAUAUCUCCACUAUUGAUGGCAACGCUGCAGACCUUGUGUCGGGCCGACCUCUGUCUGAUACCACUGAACUUUCUUCAGAGGGCAAAGAUGAUAGCUCGACCAAAGAUGUGCCGCCUACAGGUAUAGAAAAGAAAAAACGCUGCCAGUGCUGUGCUGUCAUGUGACCUUUCAUAACUUCUCUUUCCUGGAGCACAUUCACCAAGGCUCUGCCUUCCUUAAAAACAAACCUCACCCUGUUACUAACAGCAUCUCCACCUCUGUGACAUGAGAGAAGUUCUUCUCAAUCUUCUCACUCUUUUCUGACCUGUUUUCCACCGAUUUUCUUGUUCUUUUGGUGUAAGGUUUUAUGGCUCAUUCAGCAAGUUGAGGGAACAUUUUUGUAGGAGAAGGGGCUAGUCUACAGGCCAAAGCAUAUGUGAACCACAAAAUUGUACCCCAUACGAAACAUUUUAUUUAUAUGUUAAAGGUGCUCUCAGUAAUUAUUGUAUGCUGUGCUGGCUAAAAUUCCAGUUAACUUGGACUUUAUACUGACACCUAGUGGUGUGGAUGCAGCAUCAUGCAAAACAGCUUUUAUUAGGCUGCUGAUAUGAUUGGAGUCUUCACCUCAUGUGAGUGCACAUUAUUUUAAACAUUUCCUUAAGUAUAAAACCUUUUUAACAAGGAAAAACAACCUUUAUUUAUCCUUUUAAAUGUAAUAUACAGAACAAGUGAGAAAAAAGUGAACAAAUAAUAUGUAAAUGUACAAAAAUGUAAUAGAGGAUAGUCUUAAACCUUGGUAUCCCAUAUGAUAAAGGUUAGAUCAGAUCAUAGUGCUUCAUACAAUGAUGUAGCAACAAUUUAUAUAAAUAUUGUUGAUAAAUAUAUCUAUCCCAUUUUAUAUUUCAUACAAUAUGAAAACACAGAGUAGAUUCAUACAACGUGAUGAUGUUUUUGGCAAUUACACUACAUGGCCAAAAGUAUGUGGAUGCCCUAUUGUAAUUAAAAGGUUUUUCUAUUCCAGUAAUUCCAGUGAAGACAAAUCUUAAUGCUACAGCAUACAGUGACAUGGGACAACAUAUUAAUGCUUAUGGUUUUAAAUUAAUGGUUCAGCAAGCACAUAUGGGUGUGGAGUCACAAACUUUUGGCCAUGCAAUGUAUGUUUUCCUGUAGCCUUACUGAAACCUCUAAACCACUCAUUACAUUUGGUUGUCCAGGAUUUCUCUAUUUACAGAAAGUGUUUUAUAUUUCCCAACAUGAAAGGUGAUAUAACACUGUACAUUUGCUCACAUUAUUAUACAGACUGACCUUAUUGAACAAAUUUACCUUUCUGUGCCUCUGUAUUCUAAUAUAUGGAAGGAUUUUGCCAUUUUGGAUCAGGUUGGAUCAAGGUUCAAAUUUCACUUGUUUCACCCACACAAAAGACAAGAAAACAGGGCACUGAAUAUUAAACAGACUUAAUACAAAGGGGUUUCAAACGAUUCAUCUGCUACAGUACUGUACAGGUUCAAAGAAAGUGUUAGCAGCUGGCAAAUAAAGGCAAUCAGGGGCAUAGAUUUCAGGCCCCAGCAAGUACAACCCCACAAUAUUUAUACUAUGAUCAGUGGAAACAUGGGUAAAUACUUCACGCUGCAAUUUAUAAUAUACACAUUGGUUGCACAUUCACACUUAAAUGCCAUAAAGACAUAAACACAACAAAGUAAUUUAUUUCACUAAUACCAGCUGCUUUGCUGUCUUCACUUAUCUCUUUGUCUUGCCAUGUUAGAAGAAGAACUUGUGCCAUAUUGCAUCAUGUUUGAGUAAAAUGAUGCUCAGAUGGGGAAAUGAAAAGCCAUCUUACUAUUAAUACUUUAUAUUCACAAUGAAAAAGAGGUGACAUUAAUCAAUUAAUACAAUACGUUUACGCCUGUACAAAAUGCUCAUAUUCUUUUUAAGAAAACAAAAUGUAAUUCAAUAUUUGAUUACAAUUUGUAUGUAAAAUUAAUCAAAAAUACUCAUUAGAAAUCUAGAUUGAUAAAGGGUUGCCAAAAUAAUUAAAAGUUAAAGAAAUAGUGCACACAAAAAUGAAAAUUCUCUCAUUUACUCACCUUUAUGCCAUAACGGAUGUGUAUGACUUUCUUUCUUCAGCAAAACACAAAUGAAGAUUUUUUGGUCCUUACAAUGCAAGUGAAUGGAUGCCAAAAUGUUCUCAUAGGUCAGCAUAAAAGUAAUCCAUAUGACUCCAGUAGUUAAAUCAAUGUCUUCAGAAGAUUUAUGAUAGGUGUGAGUGAGAAACAGAUCAAUAUUUUAAUAAAUUUUUACUAUAAAUUCUCAUCCCUGCUCAGUUAAUCUCCACUUUAACAUUCACUUUCACAUUCUUCUUCUUUUGUUUUUGGUGAUUCACAUUCUUCAUGCAUAUCGCCAUCUACUGGGCAGGGAGAUGAAUUUCUAGCAAAAAUGUACUUAAAUAUUGAUCUUUUUCUCACCCACACCUAUCAUAUCACUUCUGAAGAUAUGGAUUUAACCACUGGAGUCUUAUGGAUUACUGUUAUGCUGCCUUUAUGUGCUUUUUGGAGCAUCAACAUUUUGGCACCCAUUCACUUGCAUUGUAUGGACCUACAGAGUUUAUAUAUUCUUCUGAAAAUCUUAAUUUGUGUUCUGCAGAAGAAAGAAAGUCAUACACAUCUAUGAUGGCAUGAGGGUGAGUAAAUGAUGAGAGAAUUUUCAUUUUUGGCUGAACUAUCCCUUUAAGUAUGCAAAAUCAGUUCAUAUGUAGAAUUAUACAUGGUCAAUGACAUUCAUUAUAUAGAUGUUAUAGAGAACUGUUUUUGAAACUAUUUUUAUUCUUAAAAAUUUUGUUUUUGUAGCUUUAAUUUGGAUACAGGCAGUGCCAUGCAAAGGUCAGACCUGAAAUGUACAAACAAUGAACAGAGGGAUUUUGAAAAAUCAGCUAUAAUUUAAUUAAUGAUAAUAUUAUAUCAUUUUAAUAAUGAAUUAAUUAAAAUUACUGUACCCAGGGUGAGCUGCAUUUGCAACCCAGGAGAUUCUGUAACCAGUGUCAAAAUUACAAUUUACCUUUUCAGGCUUAAAGACCUCAUGAAAUGGUGUGACGAGCACAGUUUCCUGUAUUGAUGUAAUCCCAACUGAAACAGGAAGUUGACAUAAUAAAGGGCUUGUCCCUUUUUUAAAGCUAAAAGUUGAAGAUGAUGUCAUCAAUAUUUUUGGUCCAUUAUCCAGAAAUAUGAAGUCUCUUAAUGUUAAAAUGUAUAUAUCUGCUAAAAUGUUUUACUGUCAACACUUAGAAUACUAAUUGGCCUCAAAACAGACAUUAUCUAAACAUGAAACAAACCUCCAGUUUUGAUUUUAUGGGGUCUCAUGUUGACAAUCUGAUUCUGUUUACACAAUGCAGAUACUCAAGAAGAAAACACAGUGCAUAAAACAAUUGAUCUCCAGAGUUAUGCUAGUGUUAAUGUUGUCUAUCAGGAUUUCUCAGCCACAAACUGCCAAACAGUGCUAAAUUAAAUUCUGGACUUUCACUUGGUGGUGCAGCUCCUGUCUGAUUUGCCAUGAAAUUACCGCUGUGCAUCUUACUUGAGAUUCUGCUGUAUUUUUGUAAUCCUGAAGUGUAAUUUUUAAUUGUUCCACUUUGCUUAUUUUUUUAAUGAUUAUAACAUUCUCUUUCUGUAUCAUCUCAUACUUUCGCUCACAAACUCUCUCCAGAACAAACUGCCAGCAGCAAUGCUGUAACAUUGGCUUUAAUUAAUUUGUUUUUUCUUUGUAUGGUAUACUUAGUCCAAUAAACACAUUUUUUUUCCA
Myxocyprinus asiaticus (Chinese sucker) is the source of this 4959-nucleotide messenger RNA. RefSeq names its product paralemmin-2-like. NCBI's taxonomy places the organism in Eukaryota, Metazoa, Chordata, Actinopteri, Cypriniformes, Catostomidae. The transcript is spliced from 8 exons. Gene Ontology annotation, biological process: regulation of cell shape. Gene Ontology annotation, cellular component: membrane. The record is from RefSeq and is a predicted model, not a curated record. The coding region runs from base 78 to 1352 and encodes 424 amino acids.